Messenger RNA from Seriola dumerili (greater amberjack), 1268 nucleotides. It is a transcript of the gene tusc3, whose product is annotated as tumor suppressor candidate 3. The record is from RefSeq and is a predicted model, not a curated record. Gene Ontology annotation, cellular component: oligosaccharyltransferase complex. The transcript has 10 exons. NCBI's taxonomy places the organism in Eukaryota, Metazoa, Chordata, Actinopteri, Carangiformes, Carangidae. The coding region runs from base 25 to 1035 and encodes 336 amino acids.
UCUCAGUCAGAGCAUCCUUCCGUCAUGGCGUCUUUUUGGACGAAAACCUCCGCUAACCUGUCGGUCCUGUCGGUUUUCUUCCUGCUGCUGAUAUGUCUGCCACCCGGGGGAGGACAGAAGAAGAAGGAGAACCUGCUGUCAGAGAAGGUUGACCAGAUGAUGGAGUGGUCCUCUCGGCGUUCGGUCGUCCGGAUGAACGGUGACAAGUUCCGUCGCUUUGUCAAGGCCCCACCCAGGAACUACUCUGUCAUCGUCAUGUUCACUGCCCUGCAGCCUCAAAGGCAGUGUUCUGUCUGCAGGCAGGCGAAUGAGGAGUACCAAGUUUUGGCAAACUCGUGGCGUUACUCAUCUGCAUUUUCCAACAAGCUGUUCUUCACGGUAGUGGACUACGAUGAGGGAGCUGAUGUUUUCCAACAGUUGAACAUGAACAGCGCUCCAACCUUCAUGCACUUUCCAGCUAAGGGAAAACCAAAGAGGGCUGAUACGUUUGACCUGCAAAGGAUUGGCUUUGCUUCAGAGCAGCUGGCCAAGUGGAUUGCAGACCGCACAGACGUUCAGAUCCGUGUCUUCCGUCCUCCCAAUUAUUCUGGGACUAUUGCUUUGGCUCUGUUAGUUUCUUUGGUUGGAGGUCUGCUGUAUUUGAGGAGGAACAACUUGGAAUUCAUAUACAACAAGACUGGAUGGGCCAUGGCUGCACUGUGUGUUGUUUUUGCAAUGACAUCUGGUCAGAUGUGGAACCACAUCAGAGGUCCUCCCUAUGCCCACAAAAACCCCCAGAAUGGACAAGUGAGUUAUAUUCACGGCAGCAGUCAGGCUCAGUUUGUGGCUGAGUCUCACAUCAUCCUUCUCCUGAAUGCUGCAAUCACCAUGGGGAUGGUGCUGCUGAAUGAGGCUGCCACCUCCAAGGGAGACGUUGGCAAGAGGAGAAUCAUCUGCCUGGUUGGCCUUGGCUUGGUGGUGUUUUUCUUCAGCUUCCUGCUCUCCAUUUUCAGGUCCAAGUACCAUGGAUACCCUUACAGCUUCCUUAUUAAGUGAAGAAAAGACAGAAGAGAAGGUUAGAGAUAGCGAAGAGUCAGUAGGUGAGGAGAAGAGGAGUCGAGAAGAUACUUGAAGAGGCGGAGGCAGCGUUACAAUUGAGUCUAGAGUGCAUGGUUCAUAGUCUUUUUUUUUUUGUGAGUUUUUUUUUAUCGACUGCUAUCAUCUGCAAACUGAAUAGAAAAUAAAUUAUUCUCACUUACACUGGAAAAUAAAGAUGUCUGGCAUGUCUC